AUGUCUGCCAAAAUACCGAGGUCGCCAGAACACGAGCGGCAAACCUUCCCGAGCUGCCAGCACGCAGGCUCCAGACUCCCGCCGGCCUCCUCCGUCCCACUCCGCCUCCUUUACGGAGUUGUGACGAAAACGCCUCUCGCUUCCCUCAUUGGCCGACUUCAGCUUCCGCAAAACGGCGCCGCGCGGAAAGGGAAAGACGAAUCCGGCAUGUUCGUUCCUCUGAGGUGGCUCCGCGAGCCGCCCCGUCACCUGCUCGUCUGCGAGAAGAGCCACGUGCGGCACGAGCGCUCCCGCCACGCGGCUCACGUGCGGGACCACGCCUUCAACUGCCGGGUGACCUUUUUGAUCCCUGACUGUGGAAUAGUUCCAGAAGCAUUACAAAGUGCAGUUACAAGUCUAGGGGAGUACUACUUGGUGAAGAACUUACCUCUGCAUGAGUUAGUUACAGAGGAAUUUAUUAACACAUUUGUGAAGAAAGGAUCAUGUUACGCUCUUACAUAUCAUACAAGAAUCGAUCAAGACAAUACUGCUGCUUUGCUGCCCACAGGGAAACUAAUUUUAUCAGUGGACAAAGACACUUAUGAAGAACUUGGUUUGCAAGGCCAUCCAUCUCGGUAUUCUGGUAAAAAACGAAUGAGAUAUAUUAUUACUGUUGACUUGACGGAACCAACUUUUGGUCCCGAUAGUAAGAAAAAUAAGAGAGUGAUCUGGGCCCUGAAGGAGAAAAAGCCUCUAGAGUUUGACUUCCUGCUGGCUUGGCACCACACAGGGUCAGAAGAAUCAACAUUGAUGUCAUACUUUUCCAAAUACCAAAUACAGGCCUUGCAGCCAACAGUAACAUUCAGCACAUUAAGAAAUGUGCAGUGUCCAGUGCUGGAGAAUAAUAAACUGAAAGGGGAACCAGAAGUAGCAUGCAGUGCUCAGGAAUUCUUUGAAUGGCUAGGUGCCAUUGUCAGCUGUGUUGGCUUAGACAACUCAUCCUCUAGCUUCUUAUCAACCUAUUCAUGCCCUCAGCCAAGCACCUUUGUUGACCAAGUUUUGUUGUGUACGAUAACUGGCUUUAUCCUUCCAGAGAAGAUAAUGCAUUUAUUGGAACAAAUAUGCUGCUAUUUCGAAGAACCAAAGUUGGCUGAAUGGAUAUCUCUGGUAGUUCAUGGCUUUGCUGACAGCCCUGUUUCGUGGAGAGAAAGCGAACAUGGUUUCCUGAGAGGUGGAGAGAAUUUAUAUAACUUUGUCAUUUUUCGGAGCCUGGACUACUGGCUCCAAAUGGCAGUUGGAGCUCAUGAUGACUGUCCUUAAGUAAUAUAUACAUACAAGGACAAUUAAUUACUGUUUCUAAAAGGUGGAUGACAUUAUCUAUCCAAAUUUAAUUGAAGGGAAAUAAUGUGGAGUUUCAUCAUUUAAGCACAUGUUUAUUUCAGAACAGUUAUUACUUCUGUUUGUUUUUUAAAUGGUUAAAAUUUAAGUGUUCUGUUCCUGUCCUUCAAAGUUCUGAAGUACAGACAAUACAAAACCUGGGAAUUUGGGAAGUGACUGCUGCAAUCCCAACAUUUAUAAACCAAGCCAAAAAAGCUACUGAAAGAACUCAUGACAAAAUGCCCACUUAUCCCACUUCGCAGUCAAUUGGCAAUCAAUAGGGGACAGUGGAAAGAGUUUAAAACUGAAAGCAGACUUGUCCUAUUUCUGGGAUACACAUUUGUUCAAAAAUGCUGUUUCUAAUAAUGUGUUUUUAGUUGUUACCUGCAUUAUCGAUGUGAAAAAUUACAUGUUUGGG
Molecule: messenger RNA, 1774 nt
Organism: Gekko japonicus
Lineage: Eukaryota; Metazoa; Chordata; Lepidosauria; Squamata; Gekkonidae
Gene: RPP40
Product: ribonuclease P/MRP 40kDa subunit
Exons: 8
Coding region: 1-1299 (432 amino acids)
Biological process (GO): tRNA 5'-leader removal; endonucleolytic cleavage in ITS1 to separate SSU-rRNA from 5.8S rRNA and LSU-rRNA from tricistronic rRNA transcript (SSU-rRNA, 5.8S rRNA, LSU-rRNA); tRNA 3'-end processing
Cellular component (GO): multimeric ribonuclease P complex; ribonuclease MRP complex
Molecular function (GO): ribonuclease MRP activity; ribonuclease P activity
Source: RefSeq, a predicted model, not a curated record